This is a messenger RNA of Sugiyamaella lignohabitans, 1134 nucleotides long. RefSeq lists its product as uncharacterized. The transcript has a single exon. Gene Ontology annotation, molecular function: magnesium ion transmembrane transporter activity. Lineage: Eukaryota; Fungi; Ascomycota; Dipodascomycetes; Dipodascales; Trichomonascaceae. The record is from RefSeq and is a predicted model, not a curated record. Bases 1 to 1134 code for a protein of 377 amino acids. Gene Ontology annotation, biological process: magnesium ion export from mitochondrion.
AUGUCACAGGAGUUGUCGCCGUCCUCGGGAUCAUUGCCACUUGGAAACCUCGAACCUAUAAUCAGUCAUGGUCCAGCGAUAGGCAGUGGUGGAGGACUUAGCGGUGGCGGCGGGGGGUACGGACCGUCAAAGCCUGGGAAACAAGACCGAACUGAAGCGAAAAAGCAUGAUUCAUCUACAAAUAGAGAGCAUGAGAUGAAGUUAUCACCCAUGUUUAAUGUUCUAAUAGCAGGUGGAGUGGGUGGUGCUUUUGGCGACAGCAGCAUGUAUCCACUGGAUACAGUCAAGACUCGACAACAAGGUUCGCCUAAUACUAUAAAGUAUAGAACAAUGUGGACAGCAUCAAAGACGAUUUUGAAAGAAGAAGGCAUAUUUAGAGGAAUCUAUCGAGGAUACUUACCUGCGUUAUUGGGAUCGUUUCCUUCGACAAUGGCAUUUUUUGGAGCAUAUGAGACCACCAAACGGAAACUGAUUCUGGAUUACGAGGUUCCAGAUACUUUAGCACACUUGACAGCAGGGUUUCUAGGUGAUUUGGCCAGCUCGUUUAUUUAUGUGCCGAGUGAGGUUCUCAAAACUAGAUUACAAUUACAGGGUAGAUACAAUAACCCGUACUUCAAUAGUGGGUAUAAUUACCGGGGUAUGACAGACGCAGUUCGAACUAUCGUCCGAACUGAGGGUCCAGGGGCCAUGUUUUACGGAUUUAAAGCCACCCUAGUUCGAGACUUACCCUUCUCGGCCCUUCAACUUGCAUUUUACGAAAAAUUCCAUCAGGCUGCGCAGCGACUUGCCGGUCAUGGCAAUGACAUGGGAAUUGGUCUAGAGUUAGCCACUGGAGCUCUAGCAGGAGGUUUGGCUGGCAUGAUCACUACACCUUUAGAUGUGGUCAAGACCCGGAUUCAGACCCAGACUCCUGAGACCGCGGCCAGAGCUGGUGAAACUAUAGCUAACUCGACGUGGUCGGGACUCAAAACAAUAUAUAAGAACGAGGGAAUCGCCCGCUCAUUCAGCGGCGUGGGACCCCGAAUUGUGUGGACAUCGAUCCAAAGCAGUGUCAUGCUUCUGGUGUACCAAUAUACACUCAAGUUUCUUGACGACCGCCAGACUGCCUCGGACAGGCAAACCGUUCUGGCCUAA